Messenger RNA from Fusarium odoratissimum NRRL 54006, 861 nucleotides. RefSeq lists its product as uncharacterized. The transcript has 4 exons. Bases 1 to 861 code for a protein of 286 amino acids. The record is from RefSeq and is a predicted model, not a curated record. Gene Ontology annotation, cellular component: membrane. Lineage: Eukaryota; Fungi; Ascomycota; Sordariomycetes; Hypocreales; Nectriaceae.
AUGUCUGAAUCAGCAGCAGGAGACAGCGAUGCUGUUUUCAAGCUCUACCGAUAUGACCCGUCCAUGGGGGCGGCUGUUAUCUUCAUCAUUCUCUUUCUGCUAGUCACUGGAUUGCAUACGUAUCAGUUGAUCAGGACGAAGACGUGGUUCUUUUCUUCCUUUGUCAUCGGUGGUUUCAUGCAGGUCAUUGGCUACGUCGGUAGGGCAGUGUCUUCCAGCGAAAGCCCCAACUGGACUGUGAAGCCUUAUGUGGUCCAGACUUUGCUGCUGCUUAUCUCACCAGCCUUGUUCGCAGCAAGCAUUUACAUGAUCCUCGGACGUAUCAUCAUCAUUACCGACGGCGAGCGGCACUCACCAAUCAAGAGGGUCUGGCUCACAAAAAUCUUUGUCGUCGGCGAUGUUGCCUCCUUCAUACUUCAGGGCGCAGGUGGUGGUAUGAUGGCAGGUGGUUCCCUCGAUGCUCUCCACAAUGGCGAACGGAUCGUCAUCAUAGGUCUAAUCGUUCAAAUUGUCUUCUUUUCACUGUUUGCUGUCACUGCGGCCCUGUUUCACAUGAGGCUCGUGGGUUCCAUGUCCGCAAAAGCCGCUGUAUCAGGAAUCCCUUGGCAGAGAUAUUUGUACACACUGUACAUCGCUUCUGGCCUGAUUCUUGUACGGUCGGUGUUUCGGCUGAUCGAAUAUGCACAGGGGAAUGCGGGCUACCUUAUCUCACAUGAGGCUUACAUGUAUAUCUUCGACAGUGUUUUGAUGUUUCUUGCCAUGGUGUUGUUUGCCUGGGAGCAUCCUAGUCAGCUGAAUGCUAAGCUGAACGGAGGAGGAACUGCUGUUAGAAAUGGAAUUCGAUUGUACUGGGAGAAGUAG